Molecule: messenger RNA, 1122 nt
Organism: Pleurotus ostreatus (oyster mushroom)
Lineage: Eukaryota; Fungi; Basidiomycota; Agaricomycetes; Agaricales; Pleurotaceae
Gene: SCJ1
Product: DnaJ- protein scj1
Exons: 10
Coding region: 1-1122 (373 amino acids)
Biological process (GO): protein refolding; response to heat
Cellular component (GO): cytoplasm
Molecular function (GO): ATP binding; Hsp70 protein binding
Source: RefSeq, a predicted model, not a curated record
AUGAUCUCUUCAAUACAAAUUCUGGCAUUUCUGUUUAUCCUGGUCACUCUCGCGGCUGCAGCGGACCUAUACAAAGUUCUAGAUGUGGAUAGGUCUGCGUCGGAACAGGACAUUAAAAAGGCGUACAAGCGACUGAGUCGCAGAUACCAUCCUGAUAAGAACAAGGACCCAGGAGCGGAGGACAAGUUUGUCGAGAUUGCGCAUGCAUAUGAGGUCUUGUCUGACUCUGAGAAACGACAAAUCUAUGACCGCUACGGAGAGGAGGGAUUGAAGGCACAUGAGGACGGCCACCAGGCGUCCAACCCCUUCGACAUGUUCUCGAACUUCUUCGGUCAACGUUCUCAGCAACAGACGCGGAGGGGCCCAACCUCGAUGACGGAGUUUGAGGUACAGCUAUCCGACAUAUACACUGGCGCAAAUAUCGACUUUAUGAUCAAGAAGCAAAUACUGUGCGAUCAUUGUCGUGGCUCAGGUGCCGCCUCUGACGGCGAUAUCCAUACUUGCUCAGGUUGCGGUGGCUCUGGCAUGAAAAUCGUAAAGCAACAGAUUUUCCCUGGCAUGUUCGCCCAAACGCAGACUACAUGUAAUGAAUGUAGUGGGAGGGGGAAAGUCAUCAAGAAGGUCUGCCCGCAUUGUGGCGGGUCGAAAGUCGUGGAUCAUACUGCGCAUUAUACGCUCGAGGUCGAGCCCGGCAUGCCUGAGGGACACCAAGUGGUGUUCGAGGGUGAAGGAGAUGAGAGCCCUGAUUGGGAAGCUGGAGAUGUGGUCUUGAGAGUGAGAAGCCGGAAGGACAGGGGAGGGUGGAGACGGAAAGAGACCAGUCUGUAUUGGAAGGAAACCAUUGGCAUUGACGAGGCCUUGCUUGGAUUUGAUCGCAAUCUCACACAUUUAGACGGACAUGUAGUCAGACUAAGACGUACAGGUGUUACUCAACCUGGGUUCGUACAAAAGAUUGAAGAGGAAGGAAUGCCGAUCCAUGAACAUAGAGGCUCCUUCGGUGACCUUUUUGUGGAGUACAAUGUUGUGCUACCUAUGGAAUUGUCUCCCAAGACAAAAAGAAAACUAAUGGAAGCGUUCGUUGGCAUGGAGGGCUCGUCUCAUCCUUCCGGUGACGAACUAUAG